Molecule: messenger RNA, 759 nt
Organism: Ectocarpus siliculosus
Lineage: Eukaryota; Phaeophyceae; Ectocarpales; Ectocarpaceae
Source: the annotation of a GenBank genome assembly
CUGUGUUGAAAGCAGUCGAACGCCGCCGUCGAACCGAGUGACGUCAUUUUGGGUACGUCUAUCGAAAAUGUUCUUCACGCUACGUUGGCAGGGCGUUGCUUCGCCGUCGACUACCGUCCGAGACUCCGGGCAUUCGAAAAGUUGCCGAAAGACCCCAAGAAGAUUCCUGAAAAGAGUUAGCGGGUGUCAACAAAGCCGUCUCCUCCUGGCGUUGGUGAUGUCAGUUACAGUCGUGGGCGUCGCGGAAAGCAACAUGCUGGUUGACUUGCCUUCGGGGUUCAAGUGCAUGUGGUACAACCUAUCGCACCCUGUCCAGUUUGCGGUACUGCUAGUGAUGCCUGCGCUCUUCUUGGGGGUGAACCGGAUGUUCGGCAUGCUCGACAAAGCCGCCUACGCUCGGCUAUCUCGGGCCGUGUCUGCUUGGAUGAACGAGAAAAGGCAGGUGGAUCAGAUUUAGUCCUCCCGAGACCAAGACAAUCAAAGCAGAAGGAAGACUUGCAUGCCCUGUUCGACUUAGCAGGGUCGAGUCUCAUGCGGAAAGGUUUGGGGGUCAAAGAAAAAGGAAAGGGGCACAAUCGCGAUCUGUUUCGCAUUUUUUACUCCUUUUGGGCACAGGCCUCUUGUUUCAGGACAAGACUGGCAACACGGUCAAAGGCCAGGCGCUCGUUUUCGCCAAUAUUUCGUGUAGUGUAAAUAUUUUAUCGUUUCCAUCUUAGUUUUGUUCGGCUGUGACGGGUGACGGCGCGAGACUGCUGGUGC